This is a messenger RNA of Populus trichocarpa (black cottonwood), 1434 nucleotides long. RefSeq names its product homeobox-leucine zipper protein ATHB-7. Gene Ontology annotation, cellular component: nucleus. Gene Ontology annotation, biological process: positive regulation of DNA-templated transcription. Gene Ontology annotation, molecular function: sequence-specific DNA binding; DNA-binding transcription factor activity, RNA polymerase II-specific. The transcript is spliced from 2 exons. The record is from RefSeq and is a predicted model, not a curated record. The coding region runs from base 245 to 961 and encodes 238 amino acids. Lineage: Eukaryota; Viridiplantae; Streptophyta; Magnoliopsida; Malpighiales; Salicaceae.
UACGUUAUCAGCCCCCACAAACUGCAGAUAUAAAGCAGCAAUUAGGCCAAUUCCAGUUAGACCCGGAACCAAGACUUGCUCAUUCAAAAUCCUAGCCAAUAAGUAGAUGCACACACUCAAGACAUUCACCUAUUGCUCACAAAUACUUUCACGUUCCAAAAACAUUCUCCUUUACCAACAUAUUCUAUAGUUGAAUUAAUUAAAGAUAUAGAAGUUCCCUAAGGCAGGUGAAGAUCCCAACAAGAUGUUUGAUGGAGGAGAAUAUUCUCCUUCAGCAACAGAGCCUUUUAGCUGCUUGAACAGUGUCACAACCUCCAGAAAGAAGAAGAACAAGAUUAAAAGGAGGUUUAGCGAUGAGCAGAUUAAAUCAUUGGAAACUAUGUUCGAAUCGGAAACAAGGCUUGAGCCUCGAAAGAAGAUGCAGUUGGCAAGAGAGCUUGGGUUGCAACCACGACAGGUUGCGAUAUGGUUUCAGAAUAAGAGAGCUAGAUGGAAGUCUAAGCAACUCGAAAGAGACUACAGCAUGCUACGAGCUAAUUACAACAGCUUGGCUUCCCGGUUUGAGACUCUGAAGAAAGAGAAGCAAGCGUUGGCGAUACAGUUGCAGAAGCUAAAUGAUCUGAUGAAGAAGCCGGUAGAGGAAGGAGAGUGUUGUGGCCAAGGAGCUGCUGUGAACAGCAGUGAGGGCGAAUCGGAGAAUGGAGACGCAACCAAGGGUGAAUCAGAAACGAAACCUAGAUUGUCAAUUGAACAACCAGAGCAUGGAUUAGGAGUCCUUUCAGAUGAAGAUAGCAGCAUAAAGGUAGAUUAUUUUGAAUUAGAAGAAGAACCGAACCUAAUGAGUAUGGUGGAACCGGCUGAAGGAUCAUUGACAUCACAAGAAGAUUGGGGGAGUAUAGACUCCGAUGGCCUCUUCGAUCAAUCAAGCAGUGGAUAUCAGUGGUGGGAUUUCUGGGCUUGAUUGAAGAGUAAACUGGAUGAAGCAUGAAACACAUGUAUAAUUAGUCUUUGUACUGAUGAACUCCACAUCUGGUGAGGCAAUAUUUAGAGAGACCGUCGGAGAGGAACACUUCAGAGAAAUGCAUCAAUUGACGUGACGAAUUUGGAUUUUGUUGUGAAUAUAGAGAUUCAAAUUGUCCUCUUGAUGCAACCAGAAAAGCUGCCACGCUGAUCUUGCCUCUCCGAAUAUAUACCCCAAAACUAGUGUCCCUACUGGUUUGAGCCAGGAAAAUGAGAGUCCAGAAGAAAUGGAAAAAAUAAAGGCAGCCGUGUUAAGUAGCAAGCUAGUGUGCAUAGAAGAGUUGCUUGUAGGUGGGGAGAGACGGGAGAAAUGCUGCAUUACUACUACAUUACAGAGACAUUCUCUCCACUCUUUAAAGGAGUUGCUGUUGUGCUAUCUUAUAUUCAAUUCAGUAUUUCCUUCUUUUUUUCCCA